AUGUCAUCGGUAACACCGCCAAACCAUCUCGCGUCCGCCUCGGCUUCGGCGGCCGAGAAAAACGCGAGCUCGGCCGUCCCCGCGAGGACCGCCAAGCUCCGGAGCUGCGUCGUCUGCCGCAGCCGAAAAGUUCGCUGCGACAAGCUAUCGCCUUGCUCAAACUGUCGUCGGGCUGGUAUUCCCUGCAUCGUACCGUCGAAUGACCGUCCGCCGAGAUGGGCGCGUCGGCUUGAGCGCGUUGCCGACGGGUCGGUACAGGAGGGUGCCCAUGGUGCGGAACCGGCGGGUGAGCAGGUUAUGGAGCGGUUGAGAACCUUGGAGGAUUUGGUUAAGGAGCUUAGAGGACAGCUUGAGCAGGCGAGCGCUGGGGCGAGCCCUGCUGGGAGUGGCUCUGCUCAAGGUAAUUCCCCGUCUGAGGGGAGGCGAGAUGCAUCGAGUCCUUCGACGUCGACCACCUCGGACGUGCAAAAGCACUUUGGUAGGAUGGUUCUACAAGACGGAAGUCGAGCGAGAUAUGUUGCCAGUGGCUUCUGGUCUCGAAUUAGUGAUGAGCUCGAUGGCUUGAAGAUGGACACUCGAGGAUUGCCCAGCGACGGAGACGAGUCUUCGGAUGAUGACCUUCCCUCAACUGCCCCUUCUACACGAGAACUGGAGAGAGCACCUUCAGAACGACACGCAUUCUUAUUCCGACACAACCUCACAGGUACUGCCCCAGAGGUUGCAGAUCUGCGUCCACUUCCAUCCCAGAUACCUUUUUUGCUCGACAUAUUCUCCGAGAAUGUCAACAUUGCCGUACGCAUCGUUCACAUGCCCACCACCAGGAAAAUGAUUCGCGAGACCCGCAGUUCUGGUACAAGCCUCUCACCCGCCAACGAAGCCCUGAUGUUUUCUAUAUACUACGCCGCCGUGACAUCCAUGGAAGAAGACGAUGUCAUGACCAACUUUGGCUCGACAAAAGCAGAGCUCAACUUGAAAUACCGACUGGGUCUGGAACAUGCUCUGGCCAAGGCGGAUUUUCUGAAUGACCCAAACAUUGUGCUCGUUCAAGCCUUUGCUAUUUUUCUCCUGCUUGUGCGUCGCCACGAUAGCCCGAGAUAUGUAUGGAUGAUGACGGGGCUCUUGAUCCGGAUGGCUCAAGCUCUUGGUCUCCAUCGAGACGGAUCGAGGUUCCCACAUCUGACACCCUUUGAAGUGGAACAGCGACGAAGGCUGUGGUGGAUGAUUUGCGUUAUUGACGUUCGAGCGUCCGAAGAUCAAGGAACAGAGUUUACGAUAUCCAGGGAUAGUUUCGAUACCAAGAUGCCCCUCAACAUCAACGACGAGGACCUUGACCCCGAUACCAAGGAGAUGCCCCCCGAGCGGGAGACCCUCACCGACAUGUCAUUCGCCGUCGCCAUGCUCGAGUUAUCCGACGUCUCAAAACAGAUCAUGGCCACGACCAUCGAUGGAGUUGGUCUAGGUUCCGACGAGCAGACCCGCCUGCUGGAUGAAGUCUUUGACAAGGUUGAGCACGGCUACUUCCAAUUCUCGGUUGAACGGGGUGCCAUUUUACACUGGGUAGGCCUUACGUGCCUGCGCUUGAUGCGCUCCAAGUUGAUCCUCCUCAUAUACCUCCCCACUCUUUUUGCGUCGCCAGAUGAGCGCUUCUCUGAAGAGGUUCGAGAUAAACUUCUUGUUGCGGCGAUAGAAGUUGCCGAGUACAACCACGCCUUAAACUCUGAACAAAAGUGUCGUCAAUGGCGGUGGAUUUACCAGACAUAUACACACUGGUAUGCUAUCGUCUAUCUCAUGAUAGAGAUAUGCCGUCGGAAGUGGUCACCGGUUAUUGAAAGAGCAUGGGUCGAUUUGCACAGCAGUUGGUUGAUUCCAUCACAGCACAAUAUGUCUAAGCACUCGAGAGUUUGGGUGCCGUUGAGGAAGUUGAUGGCCAAGGCAAGGAAGCAGAGAGAGAUGGGGCUCGCUGAGAUACGAGCCAAUGGGGUACCUACCGAGCUGCUUGAACAACGCGAUUCUCAAGUGCCUGCGCCUGCGAGCUCUGGGCCGUUUUUUACUGGUGAUGGGGGAGAACCUUUCCUUGAGUACUGGAGAAAACUUGUCACUGGCUCUUUGGAUCCCAGUAGGCAACCCCUGGUUCCUUUGGUUGGUGGGAGUGGUUUCGAGGCACCAAGCGUCGCGCAGGGCAUCGAUGCCCUACACGACAACCUUCCACUUUCUAACCACGGCAUAUGGCAAAGCUCAAACGCAGACGCUGUAUCUGCAGGAGGGCAUCCGAUCGGACCUGUUGGUUUACAUCCCAGUUCCAACAUGGAGUUUCAGAACGAGAUCGGAGGACAGUCAACGGUUGAUGUGGAUUCGUCUUGGAUGUGGACGACUACUGAUGGCAAUUCUGCUUCUUUUGCGGAUAUGGAUGUCGCCAUGGAGGUUGACGACGUUAACUGGAAUUCGUGGCUACAGUCUGCUAUUGGCAUGGAGUUGAACUUGAACCAGAUGGAGCCUGCGUGA
Molecule: messenger RNA, 2502 nt
Organism: Fusarium falciforme
Lineage: Eukaryota; Fungi; Ascomycota; Sordariomycetes; Hypocreales; Nectriaceae
Product: Zn(2)-C6 fungal-type domain-containing protein
Exons: 2
Coding region: 1-2502 (833 amino acids)
Biological process (GO): regulation of DNA-templated transcription; DNA-templated transcription
Molecular function (GO): DNA binding; DNA-binding transcription factor activity, RNA polymerase II-specific; zinc ion binding
Source: RefSeq, a predicted model, not a curated record